Bactrocera oleae (olive fruit fly) is the source of this 2580-nucleotide messenger RNA. Lineage: Eukaryota; Metazoa; Arthropoda; Insecta; Diptera; Tephritidae. The record is from RefSeq and is a predicted model, not a curated record.
AAAACAUUUUGCAUACUGAUGUGACAAGAAUAGCGAAAAUAAGUAAAUACGUUAUAAAUAAGAUAAUUAUUUUGUAAAACAUUAUUUGAAAACGGUCAAUCUGAUAGAAACAUUGUAUUGCAACGAUCUCACCAAUGGCUCGUCGUAUCAGAAAACAUAGAGAGAGUUCUCUGACGGAAUACACAUAAAUAACGGAAUGAAACAUUCCGUCGCAAUGUGAUUGGUCGGAGUGGCAGCCAUUUUUUAAAUACACAAAACAUUCAUGCGAAUCACAACAUCGCUCACCAAUAACACAACAAACAACGGGUGGGUUAACGGCGGCACGAAAGCAGUGUUUGUGUGCUUAUGCAUGGAACAGACUAUGUGUGUGUAAAUAUGUAUGUCAAUGCCAUGGCUGACACAUGGGCUCAGUGUUUUCGUUUACAGUUAAUUAAAAGAAGAAGGCAGUCAAUCGGAACCAGUCGAGCGGCCCGUCCGCAUUUAAAUUAUACCGCGUUUGCAUUGUCGCUACGGUAAAAGUACUUUAGAAGGAAGUGGAUUAACUCGUCAAAACAGGUGUGCAAAUAAAAUAAUAAAAACAAUUUGUUUUUAUUAAACUCCACAUACAAGUGUAUGUGCCAGCGAGACUUUCAAGUGGACAGUGCAAAUUGUCAAAUCAAGUGUAGAGUGCCGUCGUUAAAGCUCACCAAUAUGUUACAACAUCAACAACAAUCACAGGUGUCACAGGGAUACUACGAUUACAGUCAAUCUAGUCCGACUAAUUUUACAAAUUCGGAUUCUUUAAAUACAACGCCGUUUUCAGUGAAGGAUAUACUGAAUUUGGUGAACCAAAACGAGAAUUAUGAGGUGUUUGGUUCUUUGGAGAGUCCCAUGCAUAGCGAUUCGACACCCGCAUCUUGCGUCAACGAUUACGACACGCAAAGUUAUCAGGAAACUCCAGUUAUGUCACAACUUCAAGUGCCCAACAUGACGCCGGCGACAAUGGCGGCGGUCGGCGCAACAACAACAUCCGGCUACCAGUAUCCUCUGCACAACCAUCAUCCUCAUCCUCAUGCGACUUUCGGUGAUUACGCCGCCACUCCGCAUGCAGUUGCGGCUGCCGCCGCCGCUUACCCACCACACUUACACCCACAUUCGCAUGCGCACGGUCAUCAUGCCCAGCAUCCACACCCACACACGCACACACAUCAUGUACCUCCUCCUUACCAUCAACAUUAUGGCGCUGUGCAAUGGUAUAUGCCGACACCGGCAACACCUGUAAUGACCAAUGGCAAUGCGAUGUGUGCUGCAGGCAGCAGCAGCGCCUCGCCCAGCGCAUCCGGCGCGUACGGUGUACCAGCCGCACAUUCCACAGCUUACAGUUACAACUAUCAACACCCGAGCGAUGCUUACGGUAUGAGUGGCGUGAACGGUACGAAUGGCACGAAUGGCGUUGGCAGCCUCGAAAUCGCCAGCAGCAAAAGCGACUACACUUCCACACCAUAUGUGACGCCGUCGCCCACCUUGGAUCUCAACAGUUCGACAGAGGUGGGCGAUCCACACACGGCCGCAUCGGCGAUGACAGCAAAAUUAACGGCGUUGCCAUCAAAAGGUAGUGGGCAUGGUAAGUCCGCAGUGGCGUCGCAACAAUCUCUGCAGAACUUAAUGGAGACCGCAAAUAACGGUUCCUCAAUGCAGCAGCAUUUAGCCAAUAGCGGUGCAGGCGGCUUGCACAAUAUGAAUGGACAUUUGAGCACACAAAAAAGCGUCUCCGACAAUGUGCAGGUUUCUAGCGAAUCUAUCUUGGGAAAUACCGGCAGCAGCGGCGAAUGUGGAGUUUCUAAACGCAGAGACACCUCACAAGUCACCUCUUCGCGUUCAGAGCUUCGAAAGAAUGGCAAACCGCGUUGUAAGCGCAAACCACGCGUGCUCUUCUCACAGGCGCAAGUUUUGGAGUUGGAGUGCCGUUUCCGUAUGCAAAAGUAUCUAACAGGUGCGGAGCGUGAAGUCAUCGCCCACAAGUUGAACUUAUCGCCGACUCAGGUAAAAAUUUGGUUCCAAAAUCGCCGUUACAAGUCGAAACGCGGUGAAAUCGACGGCGACACAAUCUCCGUGAAAUUGAAAGCGGACAGCAGCACGACGGGCGUCAUGGCGGCGGGUGGCGUUAUGUGGGGUCAACUGCAUCGCCACAAUCAAACACAUCCACAGCAAACGGCACUGCAGGCGAUGCAUCACUCAUAACACGCAGAGCAAGGUGGAUACUGCGAACACAUACACAUACAUACUUGCGGUAUUAAUGUACGUAUAAGCAUAUGCAGUUCGUUGAGUGCAAGUAUAUUUAAAUUAUUUAGUUCAUAUUUUACAAUUAAGUUUUGAUUUUUCGUUAAAAAAAUUUGCAAUAAUUAUGGAAAUUCGGUUUACGCGAAGUACCUUCGGAACUAAAUGAAAUUAACAGUUGUAAUAGCAUAAAAGCCUAUUGAUAACGGAAUAUCCGAGCACAAUGUAUUUUAAUAUUAAUAGUUAAAUAAGUGAGUUGUAAAUAAAAUGACAAUAAUUGACUUGGGUCGAGAACAUACAAUAAUAAAGUGCCAUUAAAUAAAU